Molecule: messenger RNA, 3517 nt
Organism: Spodoptera exigua (beet armyworm)
Lineage: Eukaryota; Metazoa; Arthropoda; Insecta; Lepidoptera; Noctuidae
Source: the annotation of a GenBank genome assembly
UAUUAAAAAAUCUCAUCGUUAGUUGUGCGACGCCGUUCUACUCAUUAUCGAUCGGUAAAUAAGGGUUUUGUUGAGCGACAUAGAGCAUCGAUAAAACCGCGAAAUUGCUCUGUGGCCGCCAGUUUGAUUACACACAAGUUUAUGUUCGCGUAAUUAUUGUUUUAUACCUAAAUUUAAUACGUCAUCGCACGGUGGAGUGAUAACACGUCGUGUGGGUGUGUAAACCGCCGCGCCUCCGCAGUACGACUUUUGGUUUACGCGGGAAUGAUCGCGCUUUGAGUGUUCCGAAAUCGAAUUUUCCCGCUCACAUUUAAGUUGUCAAGUGACAAUUGUUUUUUUUAUUAGAGUUGUGAUAUUUAUACCAAAAUGGAUGAUGGCAGCACAAUGCCAGUCAGGGAAGGCCCUAAGCGGCCGCUGGUCGGCGUUAUCGAUGAUGGCACCAAGACUGUUAGAUUUGUGAUAUAUGAAGCUGGGCGAUCAGAUGAGCUGGUGGCCUACCAGAUGGAUAAGACGGAGGUGCAGCCCCACGAAGGAUGGUCAGAACAGGAUCCUCUAGAAAUUAUUCACCACAUUAAGCUGUGUGCGGAGAAUGCCAUCGAUCAAUUGGUGGAAUUAGGAUAUACCAAAGACGAUAUCGUAGCGUUGGGCAUCACAAAUCAGAGAGAGACAACGAUAGCAUGGGAUAAAUAUACUGGCGAGCCGUUGCAUGCUGCUAUAGCAUGGAACGACAUCCGAACAGACAGCACCGUCGACGCGAUUCUUGCCAAAAUCCCCGACCGUAACAAGAAUUACUUUAAGAACAUUUGUGGACUGCCCAUAUCUCCUUAUUUCAGUGCUUUGAAGAUGCGUUGGUUGAAGGAUAAUGUUAAGGCCGUUAGGCGAGCUAGUAGGGAUAAGAGGCUGCUAUUUGGAACUGUUGAUACGUGGAUUGUUUGGAAUAUGACCGGUGGACCGCACGGUGGUCUUCACAUAACAGACGUCACAAACGCGUCUCGAACACUCCUUAUGAAUCUGGAAACAUUGAAUUGGGAUCCUAUACUGUGCAGGCUGUUCGGUAUCCAUCGGGACACACUGCCCACAAUUAGAAGCAGCUCAGAAAUAUACGGCACUGUCAAAGAUGGCUCUAUUAUCGACGGAAUCAGGAUAUCUGGCAUAUUAGGCAACCAGCAAUCAGCUCUCGUAGGCCAGAAUUGCCUUCAAGCUGGACAAGCAAAAAACACAUACCGCAGCGGUUGCUUCUUACUCUACAAUACUGGGACCCGACGUGUGCAGUCCACGCAUGGACUUAUUACCACCGUCGCGUAUAAGCUGGGACCUGAUACACCUGCUGUUUAUGCUUUAGAAGGUUCCAUAGCCGUAGCAGGUGGAGCAAUGAAGUUCCUCCGCGACAACCUCAGACUUAUAAAGGACGUUGUACAAGAUACAGAACAUAUUGCCGGCCAAGUGUUCUCUACUGGCGAUGUGUACUUUGUACCGGCUUUUAGUGGACUGUACGCGCCUUAUUGGAGGAAAGAUGCUCGAGGAAUAAUUUGCGGUCUGACUGCAUUUACAACUAAAAAUCACAUCAUCAGAUCUGCUUUGGAAGCUGUGUGCUUCCAGACAAGAGAUAUCUUAGAAGCCAUGAACAAAGACUGCGGCAUGCCCCUGGCGAAACUCCACGUGGACGGCCGGAUGACCUCGAAUGACCUUUUGAUGCAGCUACAAGCCGACCUCAUUGGUAUACCUGUGUUGCGUGCCCAAGCGUGGGACAUGUCGACGCUGGGCGUGGCCGUAGUGGCGGGCGGCGCCGUCGGCGUCUGGAGUACUGACAAGUGGAGGACUCACGCUACACUCAACGAUACCUUCCUGCCCACUACCACCGAUGAUGAUCGCGACGCAAGAUACACAAAAUGGAAGAUGGCGGUACAGCGGUCUCUCGGCUGGGCGACGACUAAAAAAUCGUUCACCAUGACAGGUCAGGCCAAACGAAAGUGUAGCAUGAUGACUCAACAAAGCAUAGACGUCCCAUCUCUACCGGACAGUAGGAAAAAUUCCCUUUUUGAAAACCACAAUAUAAACCUACUAGAUAUUAAAUCGGAUAAAAAUUUCGAUGAAGGCGUAAAUUCCUAUGUAGAAGAGCUAUUAAAGUAUUCGGCACGAAAAUUUUCAAUUUUCGUUCCCGUUAAAAAACGCGUCACCGAACAUACAAUCUUAGACGACGCUGAGUAUUUUAUGAACAAAAAGGAGUGCGAUUACGGCAUGUGUGAGUGCUGCCCUAUCGAGAAAAAGGUCCAAACUAAUUGGCAGUCAGUCGAGGAAAUCAUCGAAAAUGAUCCGGAAAUUAUUUUCGAUAGCGAUGAUAACCCUAUAAUGGUGGAGAGAGUUAGGACGGCUGAACCUGUGUUUCUAACUUCCGCGCUCACUAUGGGUGCCGCGAGUUUGUCAAAGAAAAUUAACUUUGAAAAACUCCCGGCUCUGUUCAAGACUAUUUACAAUAAAAUCUCCAGCCCUCUGACGUGAAUUGAUUCUUCACGGGUCUGUGUAGUUAUUGUUAUAAACUACUUUGGGGCUAGCAACGGCUUUUUGGCCUGGCUUGAUCUUCUAGCCGUAAUAAAGUUCCUAAUUAAACAUUAGGAUAAAGAUUUUCUUGAAUAUGCCAAUCGAAUGCAAAUUCUAGGUUAAAAUUAGCUCCAAAUGUCAAAUUGACGUACAACAACGAAUAUAUAUAGGGUGUUAUUGUUAUGUAGAUCAGUCUUAGGAUGUUGAUAAAUCUUGUUAUUAUUAAAAAUGUGAUAUUUUCGAAUUAUGUUUCAAAUUUUUAGGCGUUAUGUACUUAAAGCUAAAAGAGUACUAGAAUAGUUUAAAAUAUGAUGAAUUUGAAAUAACUUCGAUACUCUUAAAGCCAAAUUAUGUGUAUUUCUGAUCCCCAAGGUAUUAAAUAAAAGACAUUUUAGUGUAUAAAUAUUAUCCAUAGACUAGCCACAGAUUAUAAAUAUUUCAAUGGAUUGGGUCUAGUAUUUUUUUUAAAUCCAACUUUAUGUAGAAUUAUUUUAAUUUUCAUUUUUAAGAUCUUUUUUUAAGUAACAUUUUUUAAGCAUCAUUUUAGACUAUGCAAGCAACUUUGAACUCUAGUAUUUGAACAUCAGUAUAUAUUUUUUAUUAUCAAGUAUGGAAAUAAUGUAAUAAUUACUUUUUUACGAAUAAUAUGACCCUUUUCCAAAGAAGUGCAAUAGAAUUUUAGUUCUUUAUUUCGCUAGAAUAUUGUGUCGUCUAUUGUAAAUGUUACUAACAUUAAAAUAAGACUGGAUUAACUUGAAGAUUGAAUAAAAAUAUUUAUUUAUCCUCCUGGGUCUUUAAUUUCUUGGUUUUAUUCCUAUGCAUGAAGUUUUUGCAUGCACAUGAUAAUUAAUUACAUCGCAUGAUUCAUUAUUUAAUAAAAACAGUUAUUUUUUACUCAUUAUUUUUGCAUGAGUCAAAGUAAUUUUGUGGUAAGGGUUUGACUCAAAUACCUUCAGGAACCAUACUUAUUUUAUCACCA